GGGCAGUUCUCAUGCAAUACCUCCAGUUCCACAAUAAUAGCACCCGUUCUCCAACCGAAGUUCAUUGCCUUUCCAUCCGGUCAUCUCACUCGUCGGUCCCUAAGUAUAGCCAAACCAGCUCUAAAUCACGCCAACUGUACUGAACUAUUGUCCGAUUCCGUCAACUUUACUGAACUUCAAAUCACUGGUUAUAAUGAAUACUGGUGCGAUUGGGAGCCGUUCAAGGGUGGUCAUGCUCGCACACUAUUGGGUACAUUGGAUUUGGUAUUCUUGAUAUCAUACUCCGUCAGUAUGUAUAUCAAUGGAUGGAUUGCCGAACGCAUGAAUUUGCGGUACUUUCUGAUAAUUGGUAUGUUAUUUGCGGGAUUGUGUAACGUAUUGUUUGGACUCGCAUAUUACCUGGAUAUCCAUUCGUUGGCCUAUUUCUAUGUAAUCCAAGUUCUCACUGGAAUCGGUCAGUCGACUGGUUGGCCAGGUGUAUUGGGAACAGUCGGUCACUGGUUUGGGCCCUCCAAGAGAGGUCUUAUCUUUGGUAUCUGGAACUCUCACCUCAAUUUCGGUAACAUAGCCGGUGCUGCAGUGGCCGGGCUGUUCGUCGACGACCAAUGGGGUCUGUGUUUCAUAGUUCCCGGGGUCAUAAUCGCGGCCAUGAGUCUACUGGUGUUCCUAUUUCUCGUGCAAAAACCAGAAGAAGUCGGUUUGAGUUUGAGUUCAGAUACGGAACAUACGGAACAAACUCCAGUCAAGAAUAAUGAUAUGAACCGAAACAUCAAACAAAUUCAAUUCAAAGAUGAGACACAACAACACAAAGCCAUCAGUAUCUUAGAUGCUAUUAAAAUACCGGGGGUCAUUGAGUUUUCAAUCUGUUUAUUCUUCGCUAAACUGGUCAGCUAUACAUUCCUCGAUUGGUUGCCAUUAUAUAUAUCGCAGACAAAUCCAGACAUCUCUACCUCAAAGUCUGCUUAUAUGACAAUCUUUUUUGAUUUGGGAGGCAUUCUCGGUGGCAUAACUGCCGGCUAUAUGGCCGAUAAAACUGGUGCCAGUGCUCUAUCGUGCAUAUUUAUGCUCAUAUUUGCCAUUCCCUCUGUAAGUAUUAAAACCACCCUGGCUAACCAUUCAAAACUAAUCAAUAAGCUGCCAAUGAAGGCCUACAAUUUG
Molecule: messenger RNA, 1158 nt
Organism: Oppiella nova
Lineage: Eukaryota; Metazoa; Arthropoda; Arachnida; Sarcoptiformes; Oppiidae
Source: the annotation of a GenBank genome assembly